UAGGGCAUUAUACAAAACAGCUCCCCUUCUCCUUUCUCACUCAGCCGAACUUGAUAUCCAACCCAUCUUUUCCUUCCUCACUCAGCCGAACUCCGAAGGGAAGACCGACGACGAAGAGGAAGCAACGAACAACGGCCAACAACGCAGGAACACCUUCAUCAAACACCCACAUUCAGGUAUCAAGAAAAGCAGCUCAAACUCAAAAGAAGCCGAACUCCGAAGGAAGACCGACGACGAACAACGCAGGAAGACCGACGACGAACAACGGCCAAGAGUAACCACCGGCAAAAUGAGGAACACCUGCAUCAAGCACCCAUAUUCAGGUAUGGAAGUUGUGAGCAUUAUGUUCUAUUGGGGUGGAAAGAUUUUGCGCAAUCGCGAUGAAGGUGUGUCGUACGACAACGAACCACAGGGGUUGUAUAAUGUGCACAGGGGGAUAACAUUGGCCGAGUUGCAGGCUAUGAUGGUGCCGAAGGUUGGUACGCAUGGGGAAAUAAUGCGAUUAGAGUUUAAAUGUAGACUCCCAUGUCGGGGGAAGUAUAGGUUGCUGCCAAUCAAAGAUAAUGAGACCUUAAGUAAUGUUUUAGAGCUCCCACAUAAAUUAGGCCCUGAUUAUUUUUUGAAAAUCUAUGUAGAGAAGGAGAGCAAUUUUGGUGGCACAGAGAUGCCAAUUCCGGUGGGUGGGCCAUUCACUCAAAUGUUGACACAAUCGCAAUCCCCUGACAAUACACUUAUACAGUCUGCACACAUGUUCCCUGAAGAUUACCCUCCAUUCAAUCAUUCUCAGAGUUACAAUCAAUUAAAUGCAUCACAGAACCUAGAUGGUUAUUACAAUGCUGGAGCAGGUCCAAGUGCUCCGACAACGUAUAAUCCGAUGGUUCUUACAACCCCAUAUCCGCAUUGGAAUGAAGAAUGUCCACCGGUUUGUAAUGUUCAACGUACACCGGAGACGGCUGUACAAAAUUAUGCAUACUCCGAUGAUACAGUGCCAUUGUGUGACGAGGUUGGAGUAAGUGAUGAAGAUUCUGUGGAAGAUUUGGAUGGCGCAUGGGAAGGUGCGGACAAUGACUCCGGUGAUGACGAAGUUGGAGGGCAUCAUGAUAUGCAGGAGGUACACACAAAUGUCCAUAUCCCUUUCUACCAUAAUUUGCAUUUCGACAAUGAUGGUUCCAUCACUAGCUGUGAUGUUGUCGAACGUUGGCCAUUGUGGGACUUUGAAACUGCUAAUUUGGAGAAAAGAAUGAUAUUUACUGAUAAGAAAAGACUAGUGCACGCUGUUCAGUUGUAUAACCUGAAGCGCAAUCGAGAAUGCAAGGUCGUAGAAUCCAAAGGAAACAGUUGGGUGGCCGAGUGCAAGCACGGCUGCAACUAGAGGGUUCGGGCAAUGAAGUUAAAAGACAAAGAUUUCUUUCAAAUUAGAAGGUUCGAAGCGCCGCAUCAAUGUGUAUACCCUAGAAUGAAUAGGGACAAUUGCAACCUCAAGUCCGAGGUCAUUGCUCAUUUCAUCAAGGCACAAAUUGCGAUUUUGGUCAACGUGCAAUGGGUAAAUCACCAGAAAAAUGGAUCAAAAGCGUGCUUUUUGGGAAGAAAUCAUCCAAAUCUAAUUUUUCCGAAGGAAGAGAGCUUCUUGCUUCAUCCCCCACUGCAAAGUCUCUACGUCUACAGUAUAAUUCCACAGAACCAAAUUCAGUCCUAAACUGGUUAGAACGCUGGUCAGCAUCCCUCUUGUGGAAACCAAUUCCCUCAACAAAGAAAGUUGCUGGCUCAAAAUCCCAGAAGAAGAAGGUUAACCCACAAACUGUUGACCCUGAAACAGGCAGGGUAAAGCUUAGUGUCCGGAGGAUUCCUUCUUUAAACCUUGACAAUGUCUCGACUCAAUCCACUUCUGAAACUGAGAAACCAAGACGUAACCUUCGGAAAGUCUCGAGUCAUCCAGCAGAUUCAGUGCAGGAACAUCCGCAAAAUGAGCUUGAGAAGGUCAAACGCAGUCUGAGAAAGGUUCACAACCCUAAUACGGAGGGCACCAUUCAGUCUGAGGCCGACAGUGAGAAGCCAAAGUAUGGUCUUGAAAAGGUUUUGAGCUUUUCAGAUCAAAAUACUGCUGAGGAGAACAUCAGUGACUCCGGUGAGAAGAUAAAGAAAGGAACAACUGUCACUGUGUCCAAACUGCCUGAUAUAGAAGCAACUCUGGAACCACCAGUGGUGAUUGAGGCAAAUGAUUUGUUAUGUGAUGAUCAAACUGCAAUAGAAUCCCAGCCUCGAGAAAAUAGUGGAAAACAUGAGGGUAUUCCUGUGACAAAUGGAGAGUUAAGAUCUAGGGAAGAUAUAACUGUCAAUGAGAGUCAGAAAUCUGCCCGGACGGCUUCUUCUGCAGCAAAGCAGGAACGUGCGAAGAAUGGGGUACAAAACAGACCUGCAGUGCCAAGUUAUAUGGCAGCAACUGAAUCUGCAAAAGCAAAACUGAAAGCAUAAGGCUCGCCAAGGUUGGACCAAGAUGGAAUUGAGAAUCAGAAUCUCAGUAGGCGUCAUUCUUUGCCAGCUUCAACUAACAAGAAAACAAAUUCGCCGUCGCCAAGGGCACAGAGACCAAUACAUUCGGGUGGAAAACAUGGAAACAAAAGUGAUAGAUCUAUGUUGUCAUCUAGAGAUGGAAAUGGUAAGAAAUGGAAGAACUCAAAACUUAAUUUAUUUUUUUUAAUCUUCCCAUGCAUAGCUAUGUUCAUUUCGGUUUUUUUUAAAAGUCUUUUGGAAGCAUUUCCUGAAGCAUUUCUGAGGGUGCAUUUGAUAGAGUGAAAAAUAUGAUGGAAAGUAAGGUGAUAGAAAACUAAGGUGCAAGCCCAGACAGGCUAACUAUCCAAGCACAUGGCCAAACCAUCAGAUUACCUCCCACUUGUCAAUAGGCUAGGCUGUCUGAGGUUAACCCAUUGAUUGUGACAAGGAUUUUUUAUUUGUUUUUCCUCAUAUUUUCUACCUAGCUUGAGGUUCGGACUAAUAGGCUGCCUCUCACAAGUCAACAUGCCACAUCACAUGGAUCAACAGACCAAGCCAACUGCGGGUUAGGCUUCCAUGAAGUUGAUGCUAUCAUCUAUUUUGCUGGAUUAAAAGCAGUUGGUGAAAGUGUGCAGAAACCGUUGGUGUAUUAUAAUAAUAACCUUAUUGGCACAACCACUUUGUUGGAAGUUAUGGCUGCCCAUGGAUGCAAAAGGGUAUUUUUUGUGUGUUUUAUUUUCAUAUUAGAGUUCACAUUACAUAGGUUCUAGUCUGAUUUACUAGAUGUUGAUAUUGAUCCGCAAAUAAAUAUUCCAUCUCAGAAAGUUUGUUUCAUUUUAUGGCUUUGGGGCUUGACUAUAUUGUUUAACUGCAUCUCUCAUCUCCUUCAUGUUGUCACAUGAUUGUCAGUUCUCGUUUGCCUCCCUCUUUGGUGAAUGUGAUGCAGUCUAACCGGUCACUAGCAUAAAUCAACUAGUUAUUUAGAAAGUAUUUCUGCCCCAGGGGCCAUUCGUCAUUCCCUUUGCUUCCACUGUAGGUAGAGAAUGGACAUUUUGCUCAUUUCAGAGCAAUAAGUAAUACUGUUAAAUUUUCUUUAAGGGUAUUUGGGGAUUUAAGUAUAUGUAUUUUGGACCAGGUCUGGUACUGCUCCGGCUUAAGAAGAACUAUUAUAGUGCUGGAAUUUGGUUACAUUGUAUGUAUUGUAGAGCAAGUCUGGUACUUCUCUGGCUUUAAUAAGAACAAUUGUAGUGCUGAAAUUUGUUCCUUCACAGCCUUUAUAAGCUGAAUAAACCAUACCAAACUAAACCUUGUGUCCCAAUCAAGUCGAGUUGCCUACAUAAUUCGUUUUUUUCACUAUUCUGCUAUGUCAAAUGAGUAUAUAAGCUUAAUAUGUUUGUUAAUUACUAUAUAAGCAUAAUAUGUUGUUGAUUACUAUAUAAGCUGAAUAAACCAUACAAAACUAAACCU
Messenger RNA from Camellia sinensis, 3957 nucleotides. NCBI's taxonomy places the organism in Eukaryota, Viridiplantae, Streptophyta, Magnoliopsida, Ericales, Theaceae. The record is from RefSeq and is a predicted model, not a curated record.